Molecule: messenger RNA, 2843 nt
Organism: Tupaia belangeri chinensis (Chinese tree shrew)
Lineage: Eukaryota; Metazoa; Chordata; Mammalia; Scandentia; Tupaiidae
Gene: HUS1
Product: HUS1 checkpoint clamp component
Exons: 7
Coding region: 379-1275 (298 amino acids)
Biological process (GO): mitotic intra-S DNA damage checkpoint signaling; telomere maintenance; mitotic DNA replication checkpoint signaling
Cellular component (GO): checkpoint clamp complex; nucleolus; site of double-strand break
Source: RefSeq, a predicted model, not a curated record
UGGAGGGAGCAGGCGAGGCCUGGAAGGAGCCAUGAGCACGGCGGGCCGGGGUUGGCAGCAGGCAGGGGCCGAGUUGGGAACCGUGAGCCUGAGGCGGUGCCCCAAGGGCCGUUCAGGGGACUUGACAGCGCUCGGGCGGCCUUUACCAACCCGCCAGCACUCCCCCGCAGACGUCCUUGUCGGUGGACAGCCCUUCGAGUCAGGCCCGCUCCCCGCGCCUGCAGUGCCUGAGCUCGCGGAACUUGCUGCGAGCCCAGGGCCGCGCGUGCGGAGUGCGUGCUGCUGGGCGGGCCGGGGGGGCCCCAGUCCUGCCGGACACGCCGCGGCGGGAGCGGUCGGAGGACAGGACGUAGGCUCCACGGGGUGUCUGCACUGUUGAUGCGUGUCCACCAGAGAGUGCGCCCUGCGUGCUGCAAGCUCUCCAGGAUAAGUGGUCCUCAGAGGUACAAGAUGUGCCUUAAUAAUGCUUUGACCCCUGCCCUAGGAGUCAGUAACAUGGUAGCUAAGCUUGCCAAAACCUGCACUCUGCGCAUCACCCCAGAUAAGUUGAACUUCAUGCUUUCGGACAAGCUGGCCAGUGGAGGAGUGAGCAUGUGGUGCGAGCUGGAGCAGGAAAACUUCUUCAGCGAAUUUCAAAUGGAGGGUGUCUCAGCGGAAAACAAUGCGAUUUAUUUAGACCUAACAUCAGAAAACUUAUCUCGAGCUUUGAAAACUGCCCAGAAUGCCAGAGCCUUGAAGAUCAAGCUGACUAAUAAACACUUCCCCUGCCUCACAGUCUCUCUAGAGCUAUUAUCUGUGUCCAAUAGUAGCCGCGUUGUGACGCAUGACAUUCCUGUCAAGGUUAUUCCGAGAAAACUGUGGAAGGACUUGCAUGAGCCAGUGGUCCCAGAUGCUGAUGUUUGUAUUUAUUUACCAGUCUUGAAGACUAUGAAGAGUGUUGUGGAGAAAAUGAGGAACAUCAGCGAUCACCUUGUUAUUGAAGCAAACCGAAAUGGAGAAUUGAACUUGAAGAUAGAAACUGAAUUAGUAUGUGUGACAACUCAUUUUAAAGAUCUGGGAAAUCCUCCAUUAGCCUCUGGAAGUGCCUCUCAAGACAGAAACCCAGAACAGAUGGCCGAAGUGCGUAUCGACAUCAAGAAGCUCCUGCAGUUUCUUGCUGGACAACAAGUGAAUCCAACAAAGGCCUGCUGCAAUAUUGUGAAUCACAAGAUUAUCCAUUUUGAUUUGCUUCAUGAAGAUGUCUCCCUGCAGUACUUCAUCCCGGCACUGUCCUAGCUCCACCUCAGCAGAGACCUUUAUCCUGAGGGUGAGGCAGUGGGGGUGUGUCCUGAGCGCUCUGCCUGUGUCCUUGGAGCACCACCAAACUAGACUGUGUGCUUACGUCUCCCCCUGUGAUACCUUAGCUAAAAGUUGAAUGGAUGAAACACAGUUGGGUAAACAUGUGAGUUCAUAUUACUCAUAUUUGCUUUGUUUUGCUUUUAAGACAUUGGAAAGUUAGGAUUUAUUUACCCAGACUUUAAGUAGCAGUUUUGUACUGAAGUUGUAAAAGUCCUCACAUAUUCAGAGUUGGUGUAGUCAUCAGAACUAACCAAGGGGUCGGCCCUGGAGCUCAGCGCUCUCCCUUGCAACAUGUGGUAGCACUGCCAGUAGCUCUUGUGCUGCAGCCUGCUCAACCCGUCCUUGCUCCUGUCCCGUCGCCUCGACUGGUGCCAUUACGAGAGGACUGUUGUUUUGGAGGCUCUGUCAGCCUCUGGAAGACUUGAGCCUGCUCUGAGCUCAUCCUACAUUCCUCUCAACUUCUCCCUGCAGCCAGUUCGGGUCUUUGGUUUUAAUUCCUCAUAGUUCUUUAUUCCAUGGUGCCUCAGCUUUGUCAUCCUAGGAAGAAUGCCUCUGGAGUAGGAACAAAGGACACUUGGCGAGGUUGCACCUGUGUUAAGUGGCGAGCUCAUGUUUGUGUUGUUCUGUCAGAGCUGGCUCAGUGCGAUGGCUGCUUUCUCCUUCCUGAAGCCUACCUGCCAGGACUCUGGUUGCAGCAAGAUCUCAUCUAGACCAUGAAGGUGGACUUCAUGCACAUCGUCCUAAUAUUAUAUUGCAAAGUCAGAUCUAAGCUGCUUAAGACAAAAUGAAGAAAUGAAAACUCACCAAAAGAAAAACUUGGGGGUGUUUUUCUAUUAUUUGGUAAAACCAAUGAGUUUGUAUGACUCUUCUGAUGUUUAAUAAUGUUUCAAUAGGACAUAAUAUUUUGUGAAACUCAUAUUUUGAAAUCAUCUCCUUUCUUUGUCUUAUAAAAAAAAUUAAUUCCGGCUACAGUGACAAACCAUAAAAAACCAUAAUGCAAAAUGAAACAAUAUCUGAAAAUAGUUUAUAAAAUUUUAUUUCUGUUAAAGAAAAGGUAUUGGUGAUUUACAUUUGGUUUGUAUAAUGUUUAUUAUCAAAUACGAGAGGAAUUUUAAAAGUUCAUGGAAAAAUGGAAUUAAGGUGAGAUUAUUGUAGUAGAAAAGAUUUUGAAAUCCACGUAUACUUUUCUCACAGUUGCAUCUUUCACGAACUUUUUGAAGACCCCCACAUCUGGCUGGUUUUAAUGAUUUUAUGGGUGUCCAGGAUUUCUUCUCUGAAUGUAACUAGAGAAGCCUGGAUUGGGAGCAAACAAGCUUGCGUCUGUUUCUGAUUCUGUUAAAACUUGCUUUGAGCCCCACCUGCUUGUGGCUCAAAGCAUUGCCAGGUGCUCGGCGGGAGUGAUGGAAGGCCCCGACUGCCCAGGUACAGUGCUACUUGUGGAGCAGUACAAUGCGUGGCAUUUUGUUGGGUCAGGAUAUAGCUGUUUGUACAUCUAAAGGAGCAAA